CCGGCUAAGAAUAGGACUACUAACCCCAAUUCAAGGUGUCAAGCGACCCGUGCCGAGGAAUGAGUGAUCGAGGGGGUGAAAAAGAUGCUCGAUCUUUAACGGAGCCUGUGGGGCACCUGGGCACUCCCCACAGUAAGCUGUCCCUUACCGCGUUAAUGCAGAGCUCUGGCGUGGUGGACAUUCUUUCUCGUGCGACUCGUGGGAAUAAAAUAUGAGUAACAAACAAAUUCAAAAAACAGGUGUAGCAGGUAGUAGUGGUGCGAUCAACCCCUUCGCAAGAAGCGGGUUGAUGAGGUCUUCAACAAGGAGAAGCGAGGAGUCAGGUGCUGGAAGCUGCUUACGCAGCUCAAGCGUGGGAGCUCCUGUCCACUCCACGGCAAGCCAGCCGGCGGAGGUUAUGGACGGAGCAUGGUUGCUGAGGGCCAUCAGCCAAGUAGCAGGAAAAGGACGGCCCGCAUUAGAGGUAGCUGAGCAGCAGCUUGGCAAAAUUAUCGACUUUGCGACAACUAAGUCGAAUAUAAGCAAGGACCUGAAAACGGCCUUGCUUCGGCUUAGAGCGUCUGUCGAUGAGGCCAAGCAGGAGCACGCGGUCGCGUUGCUGGCUGCAGCAGCGGCGGAACCCGCAAAGGAGAAAGUGUCUAAGUUUACACAAACGGAGGCCUUCUCCUUCGUGGGUAGUCCGAAGAGUGUGGAAGCGAAUGCUCGUGACAAACGUGACAAGCAUUCGCAGAAGCGGGCGAGGCAGCCGUCAGGUGAGGAGCUGUCUGGCGGCGCCCGCAAGGCCAGGCGUAUAAUAACCCCGAAAGCCGGUGGUAAUGCCGGAAAGUCGGACCCCAGCCAGGGUUCCCGGAAAGCUGGGAUGGGUGGGCCUGAAAAGGCCGGCCCGUCCCGGAAUGAUGGGAACAAGGGGUUGCGACCAAUGGUGGGCCCUCAACAGCCACAGAGCAGGGCGAUCCAAGGAGAGGACCCUCCUUGGACAAAGGUAGAGCGGAAGAGGAAGAAGAAGGUGAAUCCGCAGGCAGAAGUGCAGGACGCCAAGCCAAGGCGUAGGAAGGCAGUUGCCAGGCGCGAGAAAGGCGACGCUAUCGUCAUCAAGACCGAACAGUCUAAAUACUCGGACGUCUUGAAGACGAUGCGAAGCGACGCCAAGCUUGAGGGUCUUGGAGCCGACGUACGCAGUAUUAGACGUACUCGUACGGGUGAGAUGAUCCUGGAGCUGAAGCGCCAGAAGGAACACAAGGGCACCGCCUACAAGAGGCUGGCAGAAGAGGUCCUUGGUGAGGGUGUGCAGGUGAGGGCUCUGACACAUGAGGCGACUCUGAAGGUCAUAGACAUUGACGAGAUCACCGAAGUGGAAGAGCUCGUCACGGCACUGCGGCAACAGUGCGAUGUGCAGGUGGCCGCCGCAGCCGUUAAGCUACGCAGAGGGCCAGCAGGGACACAGAUAGCCUUGGUUCAGCUACCUGUGGCGGAUGUUAAAAAGUCCGUUAAAGUAGGAAGUAUAAAGGUGGGCUGGUGUGUAUGUCACCUGACAUUCCACGAGCCACCAGAGGUUUGCUUCAGGUGUCUGGAACCAGGACACAAGUCGUGGGACUGCAAAGGCCCCGACAGGCGCAAACUGUGUAGGCGAUGUGGCGCUGAAGGUCAUAAGGCCCAAAGCUGCACGAGUCCGCCCAUCUGCAUGAUCUGUACCGGGAAAACCUCGAAAAACAGACAUACGAUGGGUGGUCCAGGGUGCCCGGCCUUUAAGAAAGCCGCAGUGAACAACAAAUCACAGUGCAGGUAACGCAGCU
Molecule: messenger RNA, 1793 nt
Organism: Aedes albopictus (Asian tiger mosquito)
Lineage: Eukaryota; Metazoa; Arthropoda; Insecta; Diptera; Culicidae
Exons: 2
Coding region: 212-1786 (524 amino acids)
Molecular function (GO): zinc ion binding; nucleic acid binding
Source: RefSeq, a predicted model, not a curated record